AUGGCUGCUGUUCAGAACGGUCACACAAAUGGUCUUGAUGGCCACGAUGAUGACGCCCCGGCCGCUCUCGUUCGAUUCUCACACAUUCCUGCGGCGCUCGAUGUACCGCUCUCGAGUGGUGACGCCGAGGAGGCCGUCGAGGUCAACCUGGAAGAUCUGAUGGACGAUCCCACCGAGCUGUGUACCUUGCUCGAGAACGAGAAUGUCGCUCGUGGAUACUGGAUGACCAUCGCGCUGGCCUAUGCCAAGCAACAAAAGGUCGACCACGCCAUUGACAUUGUCACAAGGGGCCUCAGCUCUCUGUCGCGUAACGCAAAGCCCGAAGACAAGCUGUCGCUGCUCUCGUGUCUAUGCUGGCUGCGCUUGUGGCAAUGCAGAGAGGCUCCUCGUCUGAAGCCUGACACGCAGUUGGCUUCGGAAGCACGCAACAAGGAGUACUACAUCCACCAGGCCACCAGUACCCUGAACGAGGCCUCGCGCAUCAGUCCGACUUACCCUCCUCUCUUCCUCGCUCGCGGUGUCCUCUACCUCCUCCGCGCUUCGCUACAGCCAAACAAGUCUUCCUCGUCUGCCCAAGAAACCGAACGCCUCGAUACCCUUCGCCAAGCCGCAAAAUGCUUCGAGGAUUCUUUGCGCGCUUCUCAAGGCCGCAACAUGAUGGCUGUCAUGGGCAAGGCAAGAGCCCUCUUCUCUCUUGGCAAAUACGCCGAUGCUCUCCACAACUACCAGUCCGCUCUUGAGCGCGCUCCACAACUCCAGGAUCCGGAUCCGAGAAUUGGAAUUGGCUGCUGUUUCUGGCAACUUGGUCACAAGGAUGAAGCCCACGACGCGUGGCAGCGAGCUCUGGAGGUACACCCAACCUCGAAGAUCGCAAACAUCCUGCUUGGUCUGUACCACCUCGACCAAAGCGCAAAGUUCCCCACCACCGAUCCCGAGUUCCAGCAACACUACAAGAAGGCCAUGACCGAGUACACCCAGACCGCGUGGAAGCUCGACAACAAGUUCCCCCUGACUUGCGCAACCUUCGGAAACUACUUUAUCCUGAGAAAGGCUUGGCCCACCGUCGAGCGCUUGGCUCGUCAGGCAAUCGAAGCCACGGAUGUCAAUGCAAUCGCUAGUGACGGUUGGUAUCUGAUGGCCCGCAAGGAACACACCGAGGGCAAUGUUGCCAAGGCUUCAGAUUACUACAACAGAGCCGACCAAGCUAGAGGUGGAGAUGACAAAGGCUACUUGCCUGCCAAGUUCGGUGCUGCUCAGCUCAAGAUCCUGUCCAAAGACUGGAGUGGUGCCAAGUUCCGUCUCGAGAGCAUUGUACAGUCUAGCAAGAGCCCUGAGGCCAUGACUCUACUUGGUCUUCUCUACGCAGAGGAAGUCUACGCCAACCAGGACGCCAGCUCCAAGGAAGACAAAUCGUCCGAGACGAGAAAGGCUAUUGGUCUUUUGGAGGGUGUCCGCAACACUUGGAAGGAUCCCAAGAAGAAGGCUACCCCGGAUUCCUACGUCCUCCUGAACUUGGCCAGACUCUACGAGAUUGAGAACCCCGAGAGGAGUCUUCAAUGCCUUCAGCAAGUCGAGCAGAUGGAGAUGGAUGAUAUUGAUGAAGAGGACCGUCCGGACACCAAGGACGAAGCCGAACUCAAGACUGCCCUUCGCGAGAUGCUUCCUCCACAACUGCUCAACAACAUGGCCGCUUUCCACUUCCAAGCAGAACGUUUCAGCCAGGCCAGAGAUUUGUUCCAAAAUGCCCUCAACGCUUGUGUCAAGGCUGGUGCAAAGGACAGCGAACUGGAUACCGACUCUCUUGUUACUUCCAUCAGCUACAACUUGGCCAGAACCUAUGAAGCUGAGCACAUGCUGGAAGAGGCCAACCAAGUUUACCAAGGUCUGCUCGAGCGUCAUCCCGAUUACACCGAUGCCCGCAUCAGACUUGCGUAUAUUGCACUCCGCGAAAAUCCCUCAGAAGGUGGUCAAGCAGUCAAGAAGUUGCUUGAGUCAGAAGCAGGUAAUCUCGAUAUUCGUGCUCUGUACGGCUACUACAUUCACAAGGCAAAGAAGCGCACCACGAACCCUGCAGAAGACCAAGAGCAAAGGCAUUACAAGCACACUCUCCAACACCACGACAAGCACGACAGAUACUCCUUGACUGGUAUGGGCAAUCUCUUUCUGCAGGCUGCCAGAGAGAUGCGCAGAGAUACCGAUCAAGACAAGGAGAAGCGUACAAAGACCUAUGUCAGAGCCAUUGAGUUCUUCGACAAGGCUUUGCAGCUUGAUCCCCGCAAUGCUUAUGCUGCCCAAGGUAUUGCUAUUGCUCUCAUCGAAGACAAAAAGGACUAUGCCACGGCGAUCCAGAUCUUUACUAAAGUUCGGGAAACCCUGAAGGAUGCCAGUGUCUUCAUUAACAUGGGCCAUGCCUUUGUCGAGGUCAAGCAAUUCGCACGCGCAAUUGAGAGUUACGAGGCCGCACUCGCCAAGGAUCGCUCACAUGACCCCAGCAUUCUUGCUUGUCUUGGUCGCGUCUGGUUGAUGAAGGGUAAGCAAGAGAAGAACAUGCCGGCUAUGAAGACGGCACUCGAAUUCUCGAACCGGGCUCUGGAAUCGACGCCUGAUCAAGUUCACUUCAAGUUCAACGUUGCCUUUGUUCAGAUCCAGAUCGCUCAACUCAUCUACACGCUGCCUGAAGCCACAAGGACUCUCGUUGACCUCGAGAAUGCCGCGCAUGAUCUUGAUGAAGCUAUUGAGAGUCUUAUGGUCAUCGCUCGCGCACCGAACCCACCUUUCCCAAAGAACGACAUUGAGCAGCGUGCCAACAUGGGAAGAAACACCAUGCGCAAGCAGUUAGAUCGUGCUUUGCAGAGUCAGCGCGACUUUGAAGAGAAGAACGCGUCCAGACUUGAAACAGCUCGCCAACAGCGUGAAGCCGAGAUUCAAAAGCGUGAAGAUGAAAAGCGAAAGUUGGAGGAGGCAAAGGAAGAGCGCCGAAGAAAAAUUGUCGAGGAGAGACAGCGCAUGCAAGAGCAAGAUCGUGAGAUUGUGGAGCAGAAGAUUGAGGAAGAAGCUGAACGCAAGGCUCGCGAAGACGCUGAACUUACCACUGAUGAAGAGACUGGCGGGCGCAAGAAGAGAGACAAGAAGCCCAAGGGCGCCAGAAGGAAGAAGAAGGGUGGCGACAGCGACUCGGACAUCAUCAACGACGAGGAUGAGGGUUCCGACGCCGAUGGCAAUGGUGACUUCGGAGGCAGCGAAAAGCGACAAAAGUCAAAACGACGCAGCACUUCAGCCGCUUCUGACGACGAGGACGGCGAGAAGCCUAAAAAGAAGAAGCGCAGAAAGCUGGAAAGAAAGGGCAAGGUCGCUGAACCGAAGGGCAAGUUCAAGAGCUCAGAGGUUGUUGUUGACAGCGACAGCGACGAUGACGCUGUUGCUACCGCGAACGAAAACACAAGACUUGCCGAAAAGAUCAACGAUGAGGAUGACGCUCAGAAGGAGGCUCGAGCAGAUGAGGCCGACGAGUCCAUGGCUGAGGGAGAGGAUGAUGAUGCCGUUGUUGAAAGGCGGAGAAAGAAGCCAGCUCGUGUGAUCGACGAUGAUGAAGAUGAGGACGAGGAUGAGGCUCCAGCUGCCAACGGUGGGGAUGUCUCCAUGGUUGACGAGACAGUCUCUGCAGCCGGCAACGAGAAUGCUCCAGACUCAUAG
Molecule: messenger RNA, 3693 nt
Organism: Aureobasidium subglaciale EXF-2481
Lineage: Eukaryota; Fungi; Ascomycota; Dothideomycetes; Dothideales; Saccotheciaceae
Exons: 2
Coding region: 1-3693 (1230 amino acids)
Biological process (GO): regulation of DNA-templated transcription
Cellular component (GO): Cdc73/Paf1 complex
Molecular function (GO): RNA polymerase II complex binding
Source: RefSeq, a predicted model, not a curated record